AUGGGAGAUUUAGAGAUAAUGAAGACUCGAUUUAACACGCAAGUUAACAUGCUUAAAUCUAAGAAAGGAAAAAAUCAUCAGUUGUUUACAAGAAAUAAAUAUAAUUUAUUUUUGAUGAAAGUCAAAACAACCAAAGAGAAGACUUCGAACAAAACAUCUGAAGAAUAUCAACGGCUGUCUAGGUAUGAUAUUGUUAAAAUUGGUAAUAUAGAAAAACUCGUCGUGCCAGUAAAAAAUGAAAGAGAUCCCAUUAUUUAUUAUACCUUUUUGGAAGAGAUUUUUGAUAUAAUUCACGAGACUCAUAUUUCUAUCGGACAUGGAGGACAAAACAGAAUGAUGAAAGAACUUCGCAUCAAAUAUAAGAACAUCACUGUAGAAUUAGUCAUGAGUUAUUUAAAUCUUUGUGAAUCUUGUCAAAAGAAGAUGAAUAUUCUAAAAAAAGGACUCGUUGUUAAGCCCAUUAAAAGCAGUGAAUUUAAUUCAAGAUGUCAAAUCGAUCUGAAUGACAUGCAAAUGGUGACAAGCAGAUGUGACAAUGGCAGAGAAUUUACAAACAAAAUUAUUGAAGAAGUCUGCGGAAUGUGGAAUGAGCUUAAAAUUGUUCACGGUAAACCGAGACAUAGUCAGUCACAAGGUUCAGUUGAAUGUGCGAAUCAGGACAUAGAGAAAAUUCCUUAUGAAGCUAUGUUUGGCUGUAAAGCUAAAAUAGGUUUAAAAACAUCUUUGCCAGCUAAUGUAUUAUCAGAAAUCACAAGUGAAGAAGAUCUGAAAGCAAUUUUAGAAGAUCAAUCUGACGCUGCAUCUCAGAAUGCUGAAUGUGAUCAGACUAUGAACUCGCAAAAUGAUGACAAUGUUAAAACACAGCAUGAUAGUAAUAUGAAUGUUGAUAAUUUAAAUGAAAACUUGCAGUUACUUACACAUAACGUGACUAUCGAAGCUCUAAAUAUCGACAAUAAUAAUAAUAAUAAUAGUCAAGCCGCUAAUAACCACUAA
Molecule: messenger RNA, 993 nt
Organism: Pseudomyrmex gracilis
Lineage: Eukaryota; Metazoa; Arthropoda; Insecta; Hymenoptera; Formicidae
Product: KRAB-A domain-containing protein 2-like
Exons: 4
Coding region: 1-993 (330 amino acids)
Molecular function (GO): nucleic acid binding
Source: RefSeq, a predicted model, not a curated record